This is a messenger RNA of Lonchura striata (white-rumped munia), 2727 nucleotides long. The record is from RefSeq and is a predicted model, not a curated record. Lineage: Eukaryota; Metazoa; Chordata; Aves; Passeriformes; Estrildidae.
AUGUCCUGUGGUAUGGAAUAUCCCUCUGGUCAGUUCAGGCUUGUUUCGUCCGGAGCUCCUCUAACGCCACUCGUAGCGCAUGACAAAGCGAAAGCGGCAGAACGCACGCAGCCUCACCAAAUGCCCACACGUGUUAACCCUGGCGGCGCCCCGGUUCCAGCGCCGCCAGCCCCUCACCGCUCCGUCCCCUGCGGGGCUGCCGGGCCGGCGCGGGCGGCCCCCGCGAGGCGCAGGCACGGGCGGCACCGGCUGCCCGCGCGCCCCGGCCCGAGAGCGAGACGCCGAGCCCCGAGCGCGGCCGGCGCCUCGCGGCGCCUCAAGGGCGAGCGCGCGUCACUUCCGGGACACACCCGCCUCCCGCGCCUGCAUCGCGAGACCCCGCCCCGCCUCGCGCGAGACUCGCUGGCUCACCCGGCCGACCGGCCGAGUCCCUUCGGCAAUUUCCGUCACCGCCAGACCCUACCAAUCGGGCGCAGGAGCGCAUCGAUGCGCGCGGGCCCCCCGCGGGGUCCCUGCGGGGCCGAGCCCCGCCUGAGCGAAAGUGGCCGCCGCCGCCGUCCCAGCGCCCGCAGCCGCCGCCUCCUCCUCAGCACCAGCGCGGGCGCCAUCUUGGCGAGGCAGGAGCCGGGAGCGCCCCGCGGCAGGAGACAGGCAACGCCAGCCCCGGCAACGCGGGGCGAGAGGCCGGGUGGAGCAAGCGGGGGAGCGAGCCGGGGAGACACCCCCAGCCCCCCGCCGCCGCCGCCGCGUCGCCGCCGGGCCCGCUACCCAGGUGAGCCACCGCGGCCACUGCGAAGGGCACGCCGGGCCGGGACUACGGGAGGCGGCAGCGGGGGCGCCGGCCGGGCAGGCCGAGGCUUCACCCCCCGCGCCGACCGGCGGCCGCAGCAGCCGGGCCUCUUCUUAAAGAGACAGGCCCCUUCCCCGCCCUGCCCGCCGGAUGCGCCCCGCGGUACCGGCGGCGCGGAGCCGCCGUUCCCCUCCCCCAGUCCCGGUCUAGAGCGGCGGCCGGGCGCCGCCGGGCGCGGGGGGGCUCGGCGGGAGGGUGGGGGGGGCGGGGGCGCCGCCGCGCACCUGCCGGCGCACGUGCGGGCGGUGGCGCGUGCGCGGGCGGGGGGGCGCGGGGGGGCGCGCGGCGAGGGCGGCGGCGCGGCCGGGCCGGGAGCGCCGCGUCACCGGCGGGAGCGCGCGCCCGCCGCCGCCGCCUGCGGGGGCGCGCCUGCGGGAACGCGCCCGCCUCCCCCCCCCAAAGCCCGCUGCCGUCAGAGCGCGGCCUCCGCCCCGCGGCCGGGCCGGGCCGGGCUUGUUUCGUCCGGAGCUCCUCUAACGCCACUCGUAGCGCAUGACAAAGCGAAAGCGGCAGAACGCACGCAGCCUCACCAAAUGCCCACACGUGUUAACCCUGGCGGCGCCCCGGUUCCAGCGCCGCCAGCCCCUCACCGCUCCGUCCCCUGCGGGGCUGCCGGGCCGGCGCGGGCGGCCCCCGCGAGGCGCAGGCACGGGCGGCACCGGCUGCCCGCGCGCCCCGGCCCGAGAGCGAGACGCCGAGCCCCGAGCGCGGCCGGCGCCUCGCGGCGCCUCAAGGGCGAGCGCGCGUCACUUCCGGGACACACCCGCCUCCCGCGCCUGCAUCGCGAGACCCCGCCCCGCCUCGCGCGAGACUCGCUGGCUCACCCGGCCGACCGGCCGAGUCCCUUCGGCAAUUUCCGUCACCGCCAGACCCUACCAAUCGGGCGCAGGAGCGCAUCGAUGCGCGCGGGCCCCCCGCGGGGUCCCUGCGGGGCCGAGCCCCGCCUGAGCGAAAGUGGCCGCCGCCGCCGUCCCAGCGCCCGCAGCCGCCGCCUCCUCCUCAGCACCAGCGCGGGCGCCAUCUUGGCGAGGCAGGAGCCGGGAGCGCCCCGCGGCAGGAGACAGGCAACGCCAGCCCCGGCAACGCGGGGCGAGAGGCCGGGUGGAGCAAGCGGGGGAGCGAGCCGGGGAGACACCCCCAGCCCCCCGCCGCCGCCGCCGCGUCGCCGCCGGGCCCGCUACCCAGGUGAGCCACCGCGGCCACUGCGAAGGGCACGCCGGGCCGGGACUACGGGAGGCGGCAGCGGGGGCGCCGGCCGGGCAGGCCGAGGCUUCACCCCCCGCGCCGACCGGCGGCCGCAGCAGCCGGGCCUCUUCUUAAAGAGACAGGCCCCUUCCCCGCCCUGCCCGCCGGAUGCGCCCCGCGGUACCGGCGGCGCGGAGCCGCCGUUCCCCUCCCCCAGUCCCGGUCUAGAGCGGCGGCCGGGCGCCGCCGGGCGCGGGGGGGCUCGGCGGGAGGGUGGGGGGGGCGGGGGCGCCGCCGCGCACCUGCCGGCGCACGUGCGGGCGGUGGCGCGUGCGCGGGCGGGGGGGCGCGGGGGGGCGCGCGGCGAGGGCGGCGGCGCGGCCGGGCCGGGAGCGCCGCGUCACCGGCGGGAGCGCGCGCCCGCCGCCGCCGCCUGCGGGGGCGCGCCUGCGGGAACGCGCCCGCCUCCCCCCCCCAAAGCCCGCUGCCGUCAGAGCGCGGCCUCCAGCCCGGAGGGGCGGGGUCCCGGGCCGCCCCGGCGCUCCCGGAAUAGCCACCGGCACCUGCAGGAAGGGGCCCCCUGCCAGACUCGUGGCGUUGUUGAUGGAAAGUGUCUCCCGGGUGGCCGUGGAGCGCAGUUCCGUGCUGUGUUCGCGCUGCUAAAUGCGCACUUCCCGAAAGCUGCGCUCUAA